AUGUUGCGUCACGUUUCUCGCCAUCCUACCUCCUGGCAGCGUGUGGUGGGCCUCCAGUCCCUCCUGUCCACUACAGCUGCUGGCCGGUGGCCGGCUCUGAGCCACAGGGUUCAAGAUAUUCCCCAUCAGAGCCACACCAAACAGCAGCUGGAACCCUGUCAGGUCAAGAUGAGGGUAACCCCACUGCUUGUUCUCACAUUGUCAGGAAUGUCUGCUCUACCUGCUGACUUAUUUAGAGAAUACCACUAUGUGGACAUCCCAAAGACAUGGGCUGACGCUCAGAGGUAUUGCAGAGACGUGUAUGUGGACCUGGCCACAGUCCAGAGUCCAGCUGAGCACAAGAGGCUGAUGGGCAUAGUCCAGCCCAGUGGAAAACAGGCAUGGAUUGGACUGAGCGAUAACCUGAUUAGCUGGAAGUGGACCCAUGGAAAUGUCAAAUUCAACAACAGUGCAGAUUACAGCAACUGGAAACCUGGCCAGCCGGACAACAAGGACUCCAAUGAGAGCUGCGUGGUGAUGCAGCACGACGGCCUUUGGCGUGAUGAAAACUGUCUGACCGAUCGUCCUUCAGUCUGCUUUGAUGGAACAAAAUCAAAGCAUAUUUUAGUUGACACUUUCAUGACGUGGAAUGAGUCCAAAACCAUGUGUAGGUCCGUCUACACUGAUCUCGCCCGGGUGAGGAGCUUUGAUGAGAAUGAGAAAAUCCACCCACUGCUGUCACGAAAUGCCUGGAUCGGUCUGUACAGAAGGAAAUGGGCCCAGUGGUCUGACCAGACCCCCAGAAGGUUCAGGAACUGGGAUGUGGGCCAGCCUGACAACAGUGGAGGCACGAUGAGGUCAUGCGCCGCAGUCCACACGUCCACGGGGAAGUGGUGGGACUCUGCCUGUGAGGAGAAGCUGGAGUUCAUCUGCCAGACUCUGCUCCCACCCAGGAGCAGGUUCCAGCUGCGCGUCCAGUCUGAGGCUGACCUGAGCCAGCCCGCCGUCCAGCAGCAGCUUCUGGAGCAGCUGCGUGCUGAGCUGGGGGCCCGCGGCCUCACAGACCCCCGCCUGCGCUGGGUCCAGACCGACGGGAGGACUUUUCACCCGGAAACUGGGAGGAAAGCGGGGCCAGGAAACUGAGCACGAUGGAAGUCUUCAUUGUUAAAAAUCACAAACAUUUCAUUUUUCAUGUGAUUCAGUGCUUCUGACUUCUGUAAUUACAUAUUUCCAUCACUGUUACUGUGAGUCUGGUAAUAAUCUUAUUGUCAUGGUGAAUAGAUUAUAUGCUUUAUUGCUUUAAGAAUUUAAAAUCUGAUGUUUACCGUUGAAAUACAUGAAAAAAUGUCUACAUGUGAAGUUUUAA
Molecule: messenger RNA, 1345 nt
Organism: Menidia menidia (Atlantic silverside)
Lineage: Eukaryota; Metazoa; Chordata; Actinopteri; Atheriniformes; Atherinopsidae
Source: the annotation of a GenBank genome assembly